UUGUCGAUCAUCCGGGAUAUCGACCAAUACACGUCGCUCAAUGCCGGCAGACAGCUCGAGUAUGUUUGAACCCAGGAACCUGUAAGCUAUCAGUCGUCUUCAAAUGAAGACAUGCCAUCUAGUUAUAAAUCAACUUGCUGCUCGCAAUUCAAGGGCCGCACAAACCAAAUCCUGCAGAAAGCAACGCUGUCGCUUGGACUAUGAAGGUCACGCCAUUUAUCUCCGCCAUCAUUGGCUCACUACUCCUGCAGCGCAUCAUUGCAAAAGCAAUCCCAGAAUCUGCACAAACACUCCAGUCUUCCAGCAAUUUUACGAACAAUGUUGUGUUUCGGCCUCUGCCGGACCAUGAGUCAUGGGGAACAAUAUACGCUCGCACAGUCCAGUUGCCUGAUGGCUCACAUCUGUUAAGCUGGGAGGAUUAUUCACCUGAGCCACCCCUUCUACCAUUCCCAAUAUAUCGAUCCGAAGAUGGCGGUACAACAUGGUCCAACUUUUCUCAGGUCCAAGAUCAAGUCAAUGGCUGGGGCAAUCGCUAUCAGCCUCACUUCUUUGUCCUUCCAGAGACGUUUGGUCAAUACCCUGCUGGCACCGUCAUUGUUGGAGGCAUGUCUGUUCGCAAGGACCUUGCAGAGGCAUGGCUGGACAUCUAUGCCAGUACCGACAAUGGCAAGACCUGGACUUUCGUGAGCCAUGCUGUACAUGCACCUGGGCCAGAGACGGUCAAUAACGGCGACAAAGCAGUCUGGGAGCCUUUCUUCCUAGUGCAUCAAGGUCAGCUUGUUCUCCACUUCUCAGAUCAGCGCGAUGAGAGGUACGCCCAAAAGCUUGCCCAUAUCACUACGACAAAUCUCAAGGACUGGUCUGAGCCUGUCAACGAUGUGACUUACCCGAGCUACGGAUACCGCCCAGGCAUGACCACCGUGGCGCAUAUUAGGUCAACGGGACAAUGGAUCAUGACCUAUGAGCUCUGUGGCUCACCAGAUCCUGGUUGUCCAAGCUACUACAAAGUCGCUUCGUCGCCCCUGGCCUUCGACACAGUGCAGGGUCGUUUGCUGAAAGCCGACACAGGCGAGAACCCAGGCUCCGCACCAUACGUCAUCUGGACCGAGCACCCAGAACGUGAUGACGGAUCCGGCGUUAUCAUUUUAAACGGUGCUCAGAACCAGGCAGUAUACGUGAAUGAGGAUAGCGCAGAGCCCGAUGGAUGGAGACGUGUGAACACUGAGCAGCAUAGCGCACACUCCAGAUCGCUAGAGAUAAUUGUCAGGAAUGGUCAGAAGAAGCUUAUGCUAGCUGGUGGUGGACAUAUGUCUAGCGGUGCUGACAACUUUGUUUCGGUUGGCGUUAUAGAUAUCCCAUACUAGGCAAGAGCAAGACCUUUGCUGAAUCUUACUUGAUGAAU
Messenger RNA from Boeremia exigua, 1402 nucleotides. RefSeq names its product Sialidase. The transcript has a single exon. The record is from RefSeq and is a predicted model, not a curated record. Bases 201 to 1364 code for a protein of 387 amino acids. NCBI's taxonomy places the organism in Eukaryota, Fungi, Ascomycota, Dothideomycetes, Pleosporales, Didymellaceae.